CCAGCAUGGCGACAGUAAAGCUUCGCUCAGUGUUUGUUGAAGCUAUUUAGCCAGUACCUCAUUUUGCCCCGUAAACAUGUUCGCAUUUGAACAACCCGAGGCUUCUGGAUAUCCCCGACCCCUGCCGCCACCCCUUUUGAAUAUAUCUGAAGAAAAUGGGAUACCUUGAACUUAACAUUUCAAUGGAGUCAAGGACAGGGAGUGUAUCAUCUGGACUAGAGGACAGCUCUGGAGUGAGAAGGCAGAAAAUAAAAAACGUCCCUUUCUGUCCUCAGUCCUCCAGCAAAGCGGCUCAGUCCAUCGUUAAAGAUCACAUGUUGUCCCAUUAUAAAAAACUUUACUCAGCUAAAGCUACUAUUGAUACCUCUGCACCCAAAAGCUUGAUGCAAAGUGUGAAGUACAAUGAUCAGAUCAGAAAGCAACAGCAGUGGAAAGAUGAUCGUCCUUCUUCAGCGUUCUCUUCUUCACAUAGGAAUAGCAGAACUUCCUGUUUCUCAGCGCAUUAUGAUGAGAACCCCUACCACUUCUCAAGAAGCUCCAUCAUGGCCUCCACCCCGAGAUUAAACAGUUCCUUCAAUGCCAAGGACACUGUUUACCCAUCCUGUUCAGUCAAUUCCCAUUAUGCCCGCCCGUCAUCAGAGAGAAGAUACCGAAGCCCUGACACAACUUUUCAAAGAAAGCAGUCCACAUGUUCGCUGGUAGCUUCAAGAGAUCAGGGUUGCUACAAGACCUUCCAGGAUCCUGUGAAGAAGACGUACAGUGGAGACUUGCUCGAAAAACAUUCCCAGCACUUUACUCAAGAGAAACCAUUCACUCCCAAGACCCUGAAGUCAGAUAAGAGUUCAUACCUGUCAAGAUAUCGCUACUACAGAGGACCACAGAUUAAAUCGUCUCAGGAUGACAGCAACUCAAAACUAGGUGGAGAGACAGUUGGUAAUAGCUCAGACCUCGAAGAAUACACUGAAAAACCUGAUGGGCCAUCCCAGGAAUAUUCCACAGAGCAUGAAUGGUCUGAAGAUGAGGUCACUGGCUCAUACUUAUCACCAUUGCAACAUGAGCAUAAAACAAAAAGCAAAGACAAUUCUUUCUUUGACUCCUCAUCCAGGUUCUCCCCAGAAGUUGGGAAGUCCCCUAUUAGAAGCCUUAUCUUGGCAGAAGAAGAAGAAUUGCUGUACCUUGAAUUCAUUUCUUCUGUGACUGAGGAUAUCCUGUCCAGGGCCCACAUCUCUGACAGGAUACUCAAUCGGGUGAUGAAUCGACAUAUUGAAAAGAAUCUGCAUCGGCUUGAUGAGGGUAAAAUGCGCCAUCUUCUGGAAGUGUUGCGUAAUGAAUUUGAGGAACGAUCCGACAUAUCCUCCUCAACUGAAGAUCCUCUGAAACAUGGGAAAGCUUUACUAGAUUCUGUAUUUUCGAAUUUUGAAUUUGGGCCCAAGCCAGUAGAGACUAAAGAAGAUGAUGACGCCAUUACCCGUGCCUUACAAAUUAAUCAUCCCGAUUUGUCAGAUUAUGACGAUCUUUCAUGGGUUUCUACACGCCCAUGCUUUCCUGUAAAAACUGCUUCUUCAACCAAAACGAGGGCAGAGGACGAGAAGAAGGAGAAUGAUGAAGAAGAUGUUGGCUUAACGUUUUGUUGCAGUGAUCUUUUAGACAGUAGUCAAGACCGCCAAGGGGACUUUCUUCAGACUGAUGUUACUGAAAUGAAUGUCCAGAAUGAAAACUAUGAGCACACUACCAUGAGCAGUGAUGUGAACCAAAGUGAUGAGCCGUCUAAGGAGACAGAGAAUCUGGGAAACAUUUUGUCAGAGUCCUUACAUAUGUCUAGCAAAAAAGACUCUGAAAACGCAGUAGCUGCUGAAGAGACAAACUCAAACCAACAUGAAGACGUCAGUGACGAUGACUUCUGAGCUGUGCUGUACUCAGGGAUUGAAUGUGGUUUUUAUAUUUGGUUCUCGGAUGAUGUUGUUUCAGACUGAACAGAAAGAAGAGGGUAUUCUUGAAGAUUUGUGAAAGUCAUUUAGCACUGGUUAUGUCUCACAAGGCACAUCAAGAAGGUGUUUCAUUUGUGUUUUAGUCUUUUUAAUGAAUUGUUUUCUUUUAAAGUUCAAUGAAAAUGUUCCUGUUGUUUUGAGAAGUCUUUAAACUGGGGUUGUACUUGACCAUAAUUGUAGUUGAGCUAUUAUCAGUGUUAUUUAAAAAAAUAAUAAUAUGCAGAUUUCUGAAGCCUAGAUGUGUGAAAUAGUUUAACAUAAAAAAAAAAACUUUUUAUGUGAAAACUUUAAAAUGGCAUCUAUCAGAAAAAGCCCCGUUAGUUUAUUUGCAUUGCCCACUCAUACGCCCAUGUGCAGCUGUAGCAUAGGCACUUGUUUUAACUAUGUAUUAAUAAAAAGCAACAGUCCAUACGUUUGUUAAGUUUGCCUUUUUAUGCGUUUGAUAUGCAGCUUUUACGAGCUUCACCAGAACGUGUCUUCUGUUUGCAAUAAAUUGUUUCUUCUUGA
Messenger RNA from Poeciliopsis prolifica (blackstripe livebearer), 2495 nucleotides. RefSeq names its product spermatogenesis associated 7 (gene spata7). Gene Ontology annotation, biological process: protein localization to photoreceptor connecting cilium; microtubule cytoskeleton organization; photoreceptor cell maintenance. The transcript is spliced from 12 exons. Gene Ontology annotation, cellular component: axoneme; rod photoreceptor outer segment; photoreceptor distal connecting cilium. Bases 156 to 1904 code for a protein of 582 amino acids. The record is from RefSeq and is a predicted model, not a curated record. NCBI's taxonomy places the organism in Eukaryota, Metazoa, Chordata, Actinopteri, Cyprinodontiformes, Poeciliidae.